CUUCCAUCCCUUCGUGGCAUGUAUACGAGAAGAAAAUUAACAAAAAGCGAAGUCCAUUAAAAUACAAUGCUGGAGGGCUGGUACUGCAGAUCCCUGGCCAACCAGGAAGAGGGCGCCAUCAAGGACGAGCCACCGAGUGACGAGGAACCGCCACCGCCUGCCAGAGAUCGCGUCCCGGCAAAUUCCCGCGGAGCAGCACUCGCUAGCUCGUCCUCCGUUUCCGCGGGAUUAGGAGCCAACGAGACGGACUUCAAGGAGCGCUACAAGACCCUGAAGAAAAAGCUGAAGUUCCUCAUCUAUGAGAACGAGUACUUCCAGGAUCUAUUGCACACGAACCAACGACGCCUGUUGAAGGUUUCGCGGGAUCGCACCUUCCUGCUGGACCGCCUGCUGCUGUACGAGAAGCCGGCCAAAGACUCCAGCGACACCGAUGCCACCGACAGCUCCGACUCGGAGCCUGCGUCCACGUCCGGAGCUGCAGGAGGAUCGCAGACACCAAAGGACGCCAUUCGGCGGAAGCACAAGGACAAGGGGGCACCUGGAACUCCGGGAGUGCCCCCGCACAUGACCACUGUGGGUGCCACACGAGGACGAAGGCGCAAAGUACUGACCGGCAUGUUGCCAACCAACCAUGGAAUCCACACAGCUGCUACUCCUGCUCCCAAAAGACAGCUCACCGCCACAGUUUCCCCUUCGCAGCAGCAGCUCCAACUACAGACUGCACCCAAAGACGUGUCGCCUGGCUUGAGUCAAGCGGAGAUUGCUCGCCAGCUUCAGGAGCGACGACCGACGCCCCUUGAGCUCAUGAGUCCGGAGUGCACCUCGGCCACCGUGCCCACCACAAUGCUCAGCGAUGAAAGUCCCUCCAAGUGCUAUCCCAAUGAAAGCCUGCAGCAUCUGAUGGAGGACGAUUCGCAUUCGCAUGAGGUGGCCGCCGAGGAGUGCGUGCCCAUGGAGUACACCAGUUAAUAUUUACACAAAGCUAUUUGCUACUUUGUCUUAGCUAAUAAACUAACACGAACCACA
Messenger RNA from Drosophila elegans, 1026 nucleotides. Its product is annotated as INO80 complex subunit E. Gene Ontology annotation, biological process: chromatin remodeling. The record is from RefSeq and is a predicted model, not a curated record. Gene Ontology annotation, cellular component: nucleus; Ino80 complex. Lineage: Eukaryota; Metazoa; Arthropoda; Insecta; Diptera; Drosophilidae. Bases 67 to 969 code for a protein of 300 amino acids. The transcript is spliced from 3 exons.